UCGGGCUCCCGGAAGUAGUGAUAAAGAGUGAAGAAAUCCAGACUUUGUUGUUAUUCAUGAGUUAGUCAAUAACGCUGCAUUAGCUUGUAAACAGCACCGAACAACAAGAGCUCAAGUUGCAGCGGAAGCUUGCAGAUAUUUUUUCAACUUGCAUUUUUGUCAUUAUGGUAAUACUACAGCACAGAUAUGACGAGCUAAUAAAUUUUAGCUACGUAAUUGUGACAUUGAACUAAUUCGGAACAUAUGUCAAAUAUAAACUGUUCUUUUCGUGGCAGCCACUUAGCUCCAUCUGGGUGUAAUGACAUGCCGUGACUUAUGCAGAGAGAGAAUCUCGGGACGGGACAGUACCGGACGAGUGGCAGGUCAGCUAACAGACUGCGUGUUCAAUGGACAGGGGCAGCGAAAACGACGCGCUUCCUGAUGAAGAGGGUGAAGGCCAUGUAGCCAGCUUGGAAGAUGAAGAGGUGGAAGUUACAACUGCGUGCAACCUUUCAGGUGGACUUGCAGAAAUUUUGGCCCACAGGCUCUGGGGACAUGUGAAUCAGGAUGAGGAGAGGAUGACAGGUCCCACUAUGUCUAAAGGCCAGACAGAAGUUGUUGAACCAGAGAGGGAUGCCCCCUCUGUGUCCCCCUCUUUAUCUAGCCUCCCCUCCUUCUCAUACUCCUCCAGCCGUCACGCUGACUUUUCUUCAUCAUCUUCAUCUUCCUCUGCUUUGUCCCUGUCUCCACCUUUGCCUCCUUCUGUGGAGCUCUCAGCUGUGUUGACUGAUACAAGACUGAUCCUGGAUGUGUACCAGGGAGGAGCGUCUGCUUUGCCCCUCCUGUGGGAGUCCAUACCAGGACAGCUGAUGGGCCUCCAGUACCUGAGACUGGGCUCUGAGGAUAAAGCAGGGCUGGAUGGUGCACUGGGUGUCCUACCCCAUCUGACAGAGCUACGAUCGCUGGCUUUUCGGGGACACUGUUUUCAUGACUCAAGAGGUGACCCCCUCCCUGGCCUCCUCACCACUUUGCCAGCAUCUGUUUCCUCACUUUCCCAUCUGGUGCACCUGGAUCUCUCCUUCAACCAGCUCUCCUAUUUGCCAUCCUGCCUGCUUAGCCUUCCCAUGUUGGACUCAUUGCUCCUCUGUCACAACCACCUCUUGGCUUUGCCCCCUGAUAUAGGCAAGCUUUCCUCCCUCACCUACUUCUCUCUCCUGGGGAAUAAGCUGGUGUCUCUCCCCCCGGGUCUGGGCCAACUGAAAGCACUGCAUACUCUGGAUGUGUCAAACAACCUCCUCCAGGAACUACCUGAUGAAAUUGGUUCCCUGGAGGAGCUUGUUAAGCUGGAAUUAUCCCACAACAAGCUGAAGCAGCUACCAGAAAGCAUAGGCUCUCUACUUUCUCUCAGGGAACUGGUCAUCUACAGCAAUGACCUCCGUCUGAUCCCACACUGUCUGAACAAACUGCCUCUGCUUAAAAUAGAUGUCCGUGACAAUCCUUUGGGACGACCCCCAACGCCUCCUCCUCGCUCUCCUACACCUGAUCAAGCAGAAACAAAACUCCCAGAAAUGCACCUUGGGUUUAAUCAGCACAGUUUCUGUGUUUCGUCUGCUGGGUGUCAUGUGUUUCUCCCAGGGGGGGCUGAGCUGGUGUUCCCCCCAGGGUGCAUGGUGACAACCACAAAACUGGAAUGGGCUGAGAAAAGGCCACAGCGAAAGUGGGUGCAGCUGCAGGAACACGAGAUCUUACUUAGUCGUCCGUUGGAACUUCGUCCUCACGGAGUAACUUUUUUAAAGCCCGUGGAAGUACGUGUGCCAUAUCAUCGGAUAAAAAAAAGGGAGGUGGUGGUGCUGACGUUUGAUGGAGAGUCAUGGAGCACUCUGCCCACUAAUUUAAGGAGAGGAAGCGAGAGCCAUAGCAGUCGCCCUGGGGGACGUCCAGCCAGGCUGGCGUGCUGCUCAGUGAAUCACUUUUCCUGGUUUAUGGCAGUGGCUCGCCCAGUAAAGGACAGUUGCUCUGUUACACCAGCUGGAGCCUUGCUAGUGUCAAGCUCUGACCCUGGAGUAAAGCUUCACUUUCCUCCAGAUUCCACAGUGGAGACUCGCACCAUAACUUUACAGGUGCUGCAGGUGUCUGUGUCAGAGGUGCAGGCACUGUGCGGUGAUCCUCAGGCCAAAGUCAGCCCCCUCCUUUGUCUCUCCCAGACUCCCAGCAUGCAUUUUCUGCAGCCAGUCAAAGUUCAGAUCCCCCUGCCAUCUGGAGUCACUGGCCAUACAGUGGAUAUGUCCUGUUUGCAUCUGCUCCAUGGAGAUCCCACUGCCCAAACCUGGACUGACAUCACAUCACAAGUCUCUCUCUAUGUUACCCAUUUGUAUGCCAUUUUCUACAUUACACAUUUCUCCUGGUACUGGCUCUGGUACACUACACAGCGCUGUGUUAGUGGGGUGGUCAGGAAGGUCUAUCAGAGGCUAAAACAGUUCAAAGUCCAGUUCCUCGUCCUCCAGAGGAAGAAUGAUCCUUCACAGGUUCUGGUGCAGUGCUUACCUUCUAACAAGAUAGAAAGCAGAGUGCAGUCUUUGUCAGAACACUAUGAUGGACCCCAGCCGUCAGACCUGUGUGACCUGCUGGAAGGAGAGCAGUUCUUCGCUGGCUUUGAGAGGGGCUUAGAAAUCAAUACAGACAGACCAGACUGCGUGGGAGGAAGACUCUGUUUCGUGUUUUAUUCCAGCCUCAAGAAUCUGAAGGAGGUGUAUAUCUGUCCAGCUCAGGGUCAGAAGGGACCAGUGAGGGGACAGGUUUCCUUUUAUAGAGGGGAGAUUCCCACAAAUCUGCCAGACGAAGUAACCAGAAAGAGGAAAGGACUCGAUAGCCAGUGGCUUACAACAUUACCACUAAGACUUCCUGCUCUAAACUCAGAGAACAAUUUCAUCAUGGAGGAGGUUGAGUAUCCUCCGCUGAACCUGGGUGACCCUGAGAGUGGCUACCUGACAGAAGCCAACCUGCUGUCCAUCUCUCUUCAGAUAGCACAGGACUGGCGUGUUAUUGGCAUCAAUCUGGGCUUGAGCUACCAAGAACUGGACCGCAUGCAAUACAAGAACAGGGACAACCUGGGUGCCUUGGUGCUGGACAUGCUGUUUCACUGGGCCAGGGCGCAGAAAAAUGAAGGACCUGGGGCUGUGUCGCGGCUGGUGGCUGCUAUGAUCGAGAGCGGCAGGAGAGACCUGGCAGAUGAGAUCGAGGACAUCGUCAAUAUAGGAAGGAGAAAGUACACAGAGUCCUUGAGGCGAGUAGGCCUGGACACAGAGGGCUCCUCUCUGUGAACAACUGCAGUAGAUGAGCCCAUGCUGGACACAGAUGGCUGACUUACACUUGAGUGACCUGUUUGUUUACAGUGGGCCACUAUUAUCUUGUUCUGCUGUGAACAACUGUACAGGUGCACAAAAAAAAAUAUCUUUGUCGCUGUCAUGAUAGCCAGCUACAUGCUGGUGGUACCUUUCACAAGCCCUACAGAGAAACAGGUGGAAUGGAUUUACUGUGUGAUGGCCUGUGCGUUGUUUUCCCACUUUUUAUGAGGUACAGACGCCUAUGUUCACCAAGAAAAGAAGUAUCUAAGCAUCUAAACUUUAGAUGCUUUAGAUUCUAAAGCAUGUAAAACCUCUGACUCCAUAUCUCAAAUCUUUGACUUUGUAUCAUUUAUUCCUUUAGCACUUUAAAUUUGCACAAAAAAAACUUUUUUAUUCAUAGUUUGAGUAUCAUAAUUUUGAAUUUGCAGCUUAUGUUUUUGAUUCAAAAUCAAAUUAUGUUAAACCAUAUUUAUUUUUUAAAGAUACCAAACAUUGCAUGUAUUUUUUUUCCUGGUGAAAAGGAGCCUUCAGAGAUAUCUGUGGUACCUGUUCAGGCAGAGCAAACAACUCCGGGACCUGUGAGUGUUUCAGGGGACUGCACUAAAAGUGCAAGCAUAAGCUAUUUUUACAGCUGAUUACAUUUCCUCCUUGUGUGCCUUUGGUCCCUGAGUAAUUGCUUUAGAUGCACCACAAUCUCAGUAUGAUAUCAGGACAUUAGCUUUUU
Messenger RNA from Archocentrus centrarchus (flier cichlid), 4047 nucleotides. RefSeq names its product p53-induced death domain protein 1 (gene pidd1). The record is from RefSeq and is a predicted model, not a curated record. Gene Ontology annotation, biological process: signal transduction; DNA damage response; apoptotic process. Gene Ontology annotation, molecular function: protein binding. Lineage: Eukaryota; Metazoa; Chordata; Actinopteri; Cichliformes; Cichlidae. Gene Ontology annotation, cellular component: cytoplasm. The coding region runs from base 387 to 3299 and encodes 970 amino acids. The transcript is spliced from 15 exons.